GGCACUGUGCAGCACUCACACAGCAGCUCUCCCACCGGACUCACAAGGAGCGGAGCAGAGCACCGCAGCACCGAGUAGCAGUCUGCACAGUGCCCAUCGCGACAGGCCCGUCCGCCCACCGCUGCUGAGAAGAGCCGUCCGACGGAAAGCGCUCGCCUCACCUCGUCUCACCUCGAUUCGGCUCAUCUCCCCUCACCACCCCUCUCUGCCGGGCAACCCGACGCCGCUGCCUGCUCGCCGCCGCCGCUCACAGGCCGCUGACCGCCGCGGGAUGGCCCCCACCAGCUUCGCCGUAGCCCUUCUCCUCUCCCUCCUCAGCCCGGAGGCGCAGAGCCAGGAGUGCAGCGGGCAGUGCCAGUGCGGCACGGAGCCCGGCCCCACCUGCCCCGCCGGCGUCUCCCUGGUGCUCGACGGCUGUGGCUGCUGCCGCGUCUGCGCCAAGCAGCUGGGCGAGCUCUGCACCGAGCGCGACCCCUGCGACCACCACAAGGGGCUCUUCUGCGACUUCGGCUCACCCGCCAACCGCAGGAUCGGCGUCUGCACCGCUCGGGACGGUGCCCCGUGCGUCUUCGGCGGUAUGGUGUACCGGAGCGGGGAGUCCUUCCAGAGCAGCUGCAAGUACCAGUGCACCUGCUUGGACGGGGCGGUGGGCUGCGUGCCCCUCUGCAGCAUGGACGUCCGCCUGCCUAGCCCCGACUGCCCCUACCCGCGCCGGGUGAAGCUUCCUGGAAAGUGCUGCGAGGAGUGGGUCUGCGACGAGACCAAAGAGCAGACUGCUGUGGGACCUGCACUUGCUGCUUACAGACUGGAAGACACUUAUGGUCCAGACCCGACAAUGAUGCGUGCCAACUGUCUGGUGCAGACCACAGAGUGGAGUGCUUGCUCCAAGACCUGUGGUAUGGGCAUCUCAACCAGGGUCACCAAUGAUAAUGCCUUCUGCAGACUGGAGAAACAGAGUAGACUCUGCAUGGUCAGACCUUGUGAAGCAGACUUGGAGGAGAACAUCAAGAAAGGCAAAAAGUGCAUUCGCACCCCCAAAAUCUCCAAGCCUGUCAAGUUUGAGCUGUCCGGCUGCACCAGCGUGAAGACCUACAGAGCUAAGUUCUGUGGUGUCUGCACUGACGGGCGCUGCUGCACACCCCACAGAACCACCACCCUCCCCGUGGAGUUCAAGUGCCCUGAUGGGGAGAUCAUGAAAAGGAAAAUGAUGUUCAUCAAGACCUGCGCGUGCCACUACAACUGCCCCGGAGACAAUGACAUCUUUGAGUCUCUGUACUACAGGAAGAUGUAUGGAGACAUGGCAUAAAGCCAGAAGGAGACGCUAACUAAAUUCCCGACUUGAACUGAUCUGCAUCUCAAUUUGUAAACAUGAUUCAAUAGCACAAGGUAUUUAAAUCAGUUCUUUUUUUUUUUUAAUUUCAA
Messenger RNA from Melopsittacus undulatus (budgerigar), 1422 nucleotides. It is a transcript of the gene CCN2, whose product is annotated as cellular communication network factor 2. The coding region runs from base 272 to 1306 and encodes 344 amino acids. Gene Ontology annotation, cellular component: extracellular matrix; extracellular region. The record is from RefSeq and is a predicted model, not a curated record. Gene Ontology annotation, biological process: signal transduction; cell adhesion. The transcript has 5 exons. Gene Ontology annotation, molecular function: heparin binding; integrin binding. NCBI's taxonomy places the organism in Eukaryota, Metazoa, Chordata, Aves, Psittaciformes, Psittaculidae.